UACAUGUGAUCUAAUACCCUCGUUGAUCUCACCACUAGGUUAUCACCAUAUAUUGACAGAAUGAGGAUUUGAACUUUUAGUAAAUAGGAUGCCAAUUAUCUUAUCCAGCCUGAUUGGAGUUUGUGGAGAAGACAACCACCAUGUCAGAUCAAUCACAAUUCAACAAAUAUCUACCAUCUUUCUUACUUCGUAGACACCGGAGGAGUGAUUCAACUGAAAGAGCUCCUAGACCCCGGGAUAAAGUUAGACAACUUAAGUAUGAUGAGGCUGUCACUCAAUCAUUGGGUAAUUUAGUGAAUGUUGCUUCCAGUGUUCCGUUACCAGCAGGUGCCACUCAUAAAGUGAAGCCACGGGGAACUUCCUUACAGAUACCAAAAUUAGACUGUUUAAUUCAUGGACACGUUAGACGUCACUCUUACGAUUGUGCCGUCACAAAAUCUAAACACCCUGUGGAUAAAAUCAAACAGUAUGAUUCAGAUAGGGAUAGUUCUGGGCGUAGUUCAGGAAGUGACCGCAAUGGAUCAAAUUUAUCUAUUGGACAGUCAACGAGUACAGAAGCUUCUCCAGUGCAUAGAAAAACACAAAAAGUCAAAGGACGUGGUUUAGGUAUUUCCAGACGGUCGGUUUAUUCUGAUCACGGUCAUUCUACCAGUGUAAAUACCAGUGAUAAAGAAUCAGACAUAGACGAUGACUAUUAUAUGAGAUCAUCUCGUCUUAUUCCACAAAAACAUGGACCAGGUGUGUUUAACCUAUCAGAAGAUGAUAGUGAUUUUUUCUCCCAUAGGACAAGCAGUUAUACUUCCCAGGAGAGUUCCACCAGACAGCGACAAAAUGCCCAAACGCAACAUGUUUUUUUUGUGCUGGAAGUUCGACUACAGGAGGGUCGUGAUUUGGUUGUCCGAGACAGCUGUGGUACCAGUGAUCCCUAUGUGAAAUUUAAAUAUAAUGGUAAACAAGUGUACAAGAGUCGUACUGUGUAUAAAAAUCUGAAUCCAAGAUGGGAGGAUGUUUUUACUGUGCCUGUGGAAGACAUCUUUAAACCUCUGCAAAUGAAAGUCUUUGACUAUGAUCGUGGAAUGACUGAUGAUCCUAUGGGCUCUGCUGAGAUUGAUCUUUCAACUUUAGAAUUAAACAAAGCCACUGAAUUAAAAUGUAUGUUAAGUGACCAGCGAGGUAAAGCUGACUACAUGGGAUAUUUAGUGUUGAAUUGUAAGAUUAUUCCUAAAAGUCAAGAAGAAAAAGAUCAGUUCUUCCGAAAAAGUUUAAAGAUGUCAGAUUCAUCCAAGAAAUUAAAAAGUCAGAUCUGGAAUAGUGUGGUGACGAUUGUAUUAGUAGGUGGUAAAAAUUUAGUCCCUAUGGAUGACAAUGGUUUAAGUGAUCCUUAUGUUAAAUUCCGAUUAGGAAAUGAAAAAUACAAAAGCAAGUUUAAAAGUAAAACAUUAAAUCCGUCCUGGUUAGAACAAUUUGAUCUGAGAAUGUUUGAUGAUCAAACUAGUCAAUUAGAAAUCACCAUAUUUGAUCAUGAUGUUACUGGUAAAGAUGACUUCAUGGGCCGAGCUAUGAUUGAUUUAGCAUCAUUAGAUAGGGAAAAAACACAUACACUAGAAACACCUUUAGAAGAUGGUGCUGGUAUUAUUAAACUAUUAUUAACUAUCAGUGGUACAGCUGGUAAUGAAACUAUCACAGAUCUAUCUAACUAUACACCUAAUCCUAAAGAAAGAGAAGAAUUACUCAGGCAUUAUGGAUUAGCAAAGUCUUUCAAUGAUAUAAAAGAUGUUGGUUGGCUUCAAGUCAAAGUGUUUAAAGCAAAUGGUUUAAAGGCAGCAGAUUUUGGUGGAUUGAGUGAUCCUUUUUGUGUGUUAGAAUUAGUUAACAGUCGACUUCAGACUCAAACAGAAUACAAAACAUUAAACCCUGAUUGGAACAAGGUGUUUACAUUUAAUGUCAAAGAUAUUCAUUCUAUAUUAGAUAUUACUGUAUAUGAUGAAGACAGAGACAAAAAGGUGGAGUUUCUAGGGAAACUGUCAAUUCCUCUACUCAAGAUAAAACUUGGUGAAAGAAGAUGGUAUGCUUUAAAAGAUAAAAAACUCUUACAUAAAACAAAAGGUGCUAUAAUGUUAGAGAUGGAUUUUGUCUUUAAUCAUGUUAAAGCCGCUAUAAGAACUGUAAAUCCUAGAGAAGAGAAAUAUAUGCAAGGAGAACAAAAGUUUAAAAUAUCAAUAAUGAAACGUAAUAUUGACAGAGUUUCCCAAGUAGCUGCUGGUUUUGUUGAAGGGGGUAAAUUUUUACAGAGUUGUUUUGAUUGGGAAUCAAAACCUAGAAGUAUUAUUGCAUUUAUAGUAUAUUUAGUGGUUGUGUGGAUAUUUGAACCGUAUAUGUUACCUAUAACUUUAUUAAUCGUAUUUCUAAAGAACCUUAUUAUUGCUCAAAUCCUUGGUGCAUUUAAAAACCAACCAAUUGAAGAUGAUUAUGUAGAUGAAGAUGAUGAUGAUGACGAUGAAACACAAGAUAAGCCCACUGAAAGCAAGGAAGAGAAGAAAAGUUUUAAAGAGAAAUUGCAAGCUAUACAAGAAGUAUGUCUACAAGUUCAACAAGGAAUGGAUAUGGUGGCUUCCAUGGGUGAAAGAGUUAAGAAUACGUUUAACUGGACUGUACCCUGGUUAUCAGCAUUAGCUGUUGUUGUAUUAAUGGUUGGUGGUUUGGUUCUAUAUUAUAUACCAAUUAGAUUUCUUUUAAUAGCAUGGGGUAUUAAUAAGUUUACAAAGAAACUAAGAAAACCUGAUGCAAUACCUAACAAUGAGUUAUUAGAUUUCUUGUCACGUGUUCCAUCUGAUAGUGAAUUGAUUCAAUAUAGAGAUUUGCGACCAGACAUGUCGGCUAUCCAAGUUUCAAAGAAAAAGCGAGCAUAGAGGAAAUCUGUACUUUAUUGUUCAUAUUGACUUUAAUUGGUAUGUGAGUGGAGUUCUGAUGGAGAUAUGAAUUUCAAGCAUACAGUGAAUUGUUGUCUGUGAUAUGAAGGACCAGACAGAGAAAGCUUCAUUCCAUACGGAGGAGAUAGAUUUGUUUGAUAAAUAUAAGUGGUCAUUAUUUUUGGCUGUUUUGUUUAGUGCCUUUAUAAUACUCUGACUAAAUGUCUGUUCUUUGAUUUUAUAAUACAGUUUAUGUUUAAACCAUCUUUUAUCUCAGUUAUAUUAUUUUUCACUCAUAGUCGUUCAAAUUAAUCUGAUUCUCAUGGAAAGUUAAAUGUGUUCAAAUUUUAAAUCCGAAGAUAAGAUUAGUUAUUGCAUUUGUCUUUUCAUCAUUUAUUGUACAAUAUUGACAAAUGCUUUUAGCCGAUUAAAAGGAAUCAAAUUUAAUCAUUCAUUUGUACAAUUCAGCAUGAGAACAGUAUUAUUUUGAAAUGGCCAUUUAAGUUUUGAUAACAUCAUUUUUAGCUAUUCGUAGUAAAUAUUUUUUUUUGUUUAUAAAUAUAUAUUUGAAAUAUCUGCAUCUUGAAAUAUAUAAUAUAGGGUAGCUAGAGGCGUUUGAGCAAUUAUUUUAUAAUAGACAAUAUAAUCAAUAUAUAUUGUAUGACUCUACACAUACAGUGAUCAAAGUCAAUCUGAUGCCGAUUCAAGUCUAUCCAAAAUGAAAACAAAUCCAAAUGAAAUUCCAAUAGAAUGUACAAGUAACAUUGUGUUCUUGUACAUCAUACAAGGUUAAAAAUCUUAUAGAUACACCAGUACUCUCUAAUAGAAAAAUGCAGAUAUUUCCUACAUUCAAUCCUUUUUUUAAAUUCGAUUUCGCAGAAAAAGGAUUAAAACUGUGCUAGGAUAAACUGUUCAUUCGUAAUUUUUUAAGGUUUUCUGCUGAUUUAUUGAUUGAACCUAUUGUGUUUGUAACUUCUGGUGUCACUUGUCCAUGAUUCCUGCGUUAAAUCAGACAACUAUUUGUGUUUAAAUAUCAAUAAAAGUGUGAUUCAUUAAUUGUUCUGAGGAAGACUUGUCAUUGUAUACUAUAUGUGUUUCCUCCGUGUACUAUCAUUGUCAAGCUAAUACCAAACUUCCAUUAAAUGAUUUCAGAAAUCCAUUUUGAAACAAUUGUUUAAUUCAAUAUAUAUAAUUAAGCGAUGUAUAUUUUGCUCAAAUUUUCAUAGAGUGAGAAUGUGCAAUAUCCAUGUAAAUAUUUAUUGAAACCAUUUAGCCUUUUAAGAUAUUUUAUACCAUCAGCAGUUGUAGCAUUUUCAUAUAGAAGAAAUUGUUCAUUGUUUUGUUUUUUUUAAAUGAUAGCUUUUGUAACAUUGUGACCAAAAUAGAUUUGUUUGGUAUUCAUUUCAAUUAUGAUGCAGUAAAUGGAUAAAUCACAACAGUAAAAUAGAAUUUUCACUGUGAAUCUUGAUGUGACUGCUGAAAGGCUAGAAUAUACAUUGUCAUAGGCUAGAGUUACACUUUUGCUAAGUAUCUGUCAAAUGUGGUAUCAUGAAUUUUAAGGCUUUUUUAUCGACUUGCCAAAUCGAUUUGAAUUUAGUGGAGAUUUCAUGUGACAGUAUAGUCGAUUUCAAAGUACUUUGGCAAGUUCGUUAAAUGCUCCGAUUAGCUGUAAACAAUUGUUGUGGCUGGACACAGUUGAAAAAAACAUGUGAUCACCCGAUCAAAUUGUCAAAUCGCACCCUGAAGUGAUUUCGCUUCGGAAAUCGGUGUUGAUAAAUUUGUUGAUUAGGGUAACCAAUUUGAAUUAGAUGGACGUUAGAGAUGAAAAUCUGAUUGAAUGCAAAUCACUUUGGCUAAUCAGUGGUCGAUAAAAACGCCUUUAAUUUAUACCAAAGGGCUUGGUAUUUUCAGGUGACCAUAACAUCAGUGUUUUAGUGAAGCCCUAUUAUAGUGUUCACGGCAGAAACUUCCAGUAGGUCCACAGAGAAUUUUCCAUCAGAAAGACAGAAAUUUGCACAUUACCUACAUUAAUUUUUUUAGUCCGUUGGUUAGAAGGGGCGUACUCCACCCCUCUGGCACAGCCACUCUCUGAUACAUUUAAAGUGUUUGUAAUAUUUACAUUUAUCUACUGUGAUUAUUAUCAUAUCAUUUUAUACUCUUUGUACAAUUGUAAAAAUAAUCUCAUUUUUAUCAUUAUUUUUAUACUUUUGGCAUGUGUUGUCAUAUGAUGGUCAUUGCCAGUCUAUCCUGUAUUUAUCACAUCAAUAAUAAUUGUAACAUUCCUGUCUAAUAUUAAGUGUAUUUCUUUAUCUGUAUUUACAUACAUAUUAUUUCAUUUUCAUUUACAAUUAUAUUAUUUGGUAAAUUUUCAUCUUGUUAAGUUUAUUUAUUGGACAUUUCAUUUAUAAUUAUAUUAUUUGGUAAAUUUUCACCUUGUUAAGUUUAUUUAUUGGACAUUCAGUAUUUUCUGUAACUUUGUUUAUAUAAAUUUAGCAAUAUUGACAUGUCUUAUUGUUAUAAUUUAUUCAGUAUUUUGUUCUUAGAAAUACCUAGUAAAUGCAACGUAGGAAUCUAUAAUAAUAUAGAACUGUAACAACAAAUUAAUGUCUUUAAAUUACUGGGUUUGUGCCCUUUGGGUAAUAUAUAGCAUAAUUAUUAUUGGAUUUUUUUUUUACAAGAAUAUAUUUUACAGUUUGGUGAGCACCUUUUAUAUUUUUUACUUUAAAUUUUGACACCAGUUUAAUGGUUAUGGUGAAAAUAACAUUUUAAAUUCAUUUAGAAAUUUUUUUAACAGUUUUGCUUUUGUCUUUUAUUCAAAUAGAAUUUUUAAUUAAGUCUCAAGAAAUGUUUGUUUCCAUUCCAAAAUCCAAAUGUUUACAUUUAAAUGCUGACUAUUGUGUGUUAAUUUGAUAGUUAAGCCUUUUAUUUACCGUAAGAAUUACAUACAUAUUAGAGUAUAAUAUUUUAAGUGGUUUUAAACAUAACAUUUGUUAUUUGAUUUCUAUCGGAAAUCAAAUAUUGUUAAUUAUUUGUUAAAAUUUCAUGAAAUAAAACUGAAAACAUUUAAAGUGUGUUGAGAUGUAUGCUAUUAAAUGAUUAUUACAGCCCAGAGUUGCUGGAAAAUUAUAUGGAUGAUUAUGAAAUAUAGAAUACCAAAUGGGUCAAAUUUG
Molecule: messenger RNA, 6079 nt
Organism: Patella vulgata (common limpet)
Lineage: Eukaryota; Metazoa; Mollusca; Gastropoda; Patellidae
Product: multiple C2 and transmembrane domain-containing protein 1
Exons: 20
Coding region: 141-2909 (922 amino acids)
Biological process (GO): regulation of neurotransmitter secretion
Cellular component (GO): synaptic vesicle membrane
Molecular function (GO): calcium ion binding
Source: RefSeq, a predicted model, not a curated record